Molecule: messenger RNA, 2574 nt
Organism: Halichondria panicea
Lineage: Eukaryota; Metazoa; Porifera; Demospongiae; Suberitida; Halichondriidae
Product: protocadherin Fat 2-like
Exons: 6
Coding region: 137-2353 (738 amino acids)
Biological process (GO): homophilic cell-cell adhesion
Cellular component (GO): plasma membrane
Molecular function (GO): calcium ion binding
Source: RefSeq, a predicted model, not a curated record
UUUGUACAUGAUCUCAACUUCCUUCCAACCUUCUCUGCAAGUAGUCUAAACAUAGAUUGAUUUGAGAGUGGGAGGGGCUGGUUAUAAUACUGUCACUUGUUCACUAACUAUAGACUGCAGCAAGCAGGAGAAUCCCAUGGAUACUAUGUCAACCCUUUUCACCGGAGUGAUACUCUCUUCAAUGCUGCUAGGUUUCCAAUGUCUCCAGUUCAAUGUGCUGAAUAGUGGAAAUGUGUAUUACCUCUCUUCUCCUGAAAACACUGGUGAUAAUGGAGAAACGCUUGGUAUUGUGACAUGUACUGAGGAUGGUGGUACUAGUCCUACUGGUCCUGUCACAUAUGUUAUACUACAGCCAGUAUCUGUACCAUUUGUUCUUAAUGGUAAUACUGGAGUUCUUAGUCUUAAAACUGGAGAGAUUCUGGACUACGAACAAAACCAACAGUACAUAUUUGACAUAUCCUGUUUUUAUGAUUCUGAUUCAUCUAUCAGUGCGAGAGCUAGUGUUACGUUUUUAGUUGGACCUGUGAACGAGUUUAUACCUGUUUUUAGUGAUGUCUCUCUUCAAGUUACUAUCUCAGAACUAACCCCAAUUGGCAUGGUCAUAGUAGCAAGAGAUUCUUCUGGUACUAGACAAUACACUGUGAGUGAUGGGGAUAGCGGACCAGAUGGAGAACUAAGAUUCUUACCAAGUUCAGCAAACCCACCAGAACUUGAUCAAGAUUUCAGUUUGAGUAGGAAUGGCUCACUAACUCUAGCUCAAACAAUUGACCUAGACACCGGUAUAAUCCCAGUUAGACGUGUGACGUACCAAAUAAGAGCUUGUGAUGGAGAUCGUGUGAAAGCAGAUUGCCCAUCAAUUUCUAUCGCAUUAUUUAUCAGAUCAGACAAUGAUAAUCCUCCGAUGUUUGAGCAAGAGGAAUAUACUGUUACUGUAUCUGAGGCAACCCCCAUUGGUACUAGUUUGAUCACUGUGGUGUGUACUGAUGCUGACCGCAAUGGUGUGGGAGAAUUUAGUGGCUUUACCGUUGAACAGCCCAAUGCCCCAGUUCACAUACUUAAUAAUGGAUCUAUAUUUCUCAAAGACAGUCUUGAUUUUGAGAACUCUUCUAGUGUUACGGUUUCUUUAGUUUGCUUAGAUAGUGGUGGCUUACAAGAUAUUGCAACAUUAGUGAUCACCGUUAGACCAGAAAACGAUGGUGUCCCCAGCUUCAGCACAACUCUCUUUGAGUGUACAGUGUGUCAACUAGCAAUCGUUAGCGAAGAAAUUUGUGAAGUUCAAGCAAUUGACACUGAUAAUGACAUAAUCACAUACACAUUAUCUGGACUAGGCAGUGAAAACUUUCAGAUCAGACCAGACGGUGUGUUAGUAUUAGUCUUGGCUGCUGAAGAAUCUUUCUUUGAUCUCACGGUCACUGCAAGCGAUGGACUAUUCAAUUCCAGCAUAAAUGUGCGACUUGCUGUCAACGACUGUACUCCCGAGACCAUCUCGGUAACUGCAAGCGAUGGACUAUUCAAUGCCAGCACAACUGUGGGACUUGCUAUCGACUGUUUGCUCUCCCUUCCGGUAACUGCAAGCAAUGGACUAUUCGAUGCCAGCACAACUAUGCGACUUGCUGUCGACUGUUUGCUCUCCAUUCCUGAGAUCAUCAUUGUAGCAGUUUGUGGUGUGGUCUUGAUUUUAAUGGUAAUCAUUGUCACUGUGAUAUGCUCCAUUGGGUGCUACCAUCAGUGGCUCAUUAAGCACCACAAAUUUGAGGAUAGACUCUCUGCAAGAAGUGACAACAUGGCCUCACGCGAUCAAGAGCAGCUAAAUUCAGUCCCACAGCGAGAAACAGUUUUCUCUGCAGAUAAUAAUGGUCACAUACACUUAUAUAUACACUCUGGUACAUGUUUUAUGAUCCUCUUUAUUUCAUAUACAGAUACUAUUAAAGAGGUGUCCAUCGAAAUAAAAAAUAUCCAUUACGUAAGCGCCCAAAGUGGUCAAUCUACCGAAAGAAAAUAUGUUGAAACUGGAGAUGAUCAAGGUUACACCACUGUGAUGUCCAAAAAGCAGAACAAACACUCAAAAAAUAGUGACGGUGAUGGUUUGUCAAUUGAAGAUGAAAAUAUCAAGUACGCAAGUGUGAGUGACUCGCAAAGUCUUUCAACAAACAAUAUCACUUGUGAAGAAGAGAACUCUACUGCAAAUGCUGUCGAUAAUGCCAGCGCCAAUUGCACUGCUCCUAUUGUGGACUUCAGUAACCAUGACUAUGCUACUGUCCUGCCCAAACAUCUGAGGAACUAUCAAUCCUUCGCCACAGAAGAGACCAUUGAUACUGAAACUAACUUGGAAAAUGUGACAGCUAUCUGUUAAGAUAGCAAGAAGGCGCCAAUGCAGUUGAUUCACGAAGAAUUAUUAAAAUAAUUAUGUGAUGAUUGUAGAAGUAGUGUUACAAUGAAUCACCACUAACGGAAUGAAUAAUAAAUUACUUAAGUGUUGUGCUGAGUAUAAUGAUAUAGAAAUGUACUGUUGUCUUGUUAUAGAACUGUGUGUAGCUGUGUUAUGUUUCUUUACAUGAAGUUUGUGUACUUUGA